AUGGCACACCUGUUACCCGCUGCCUUCUUCGCGUUGCUGCUUGCCCUCGCCACGUGCACCAGCCCAGCUGCAGGCCAACAACACCAGCAGCACUCGCUGCUUCCGGAUCCGGCCCUGCGCUGGGACUUUGACGAUGACGCCCAAGGCACCAUCGCCCCAGGCAACACCGCCUACGCCUUCUCCACAGGCGACCUGGCGCUGCACGGCAUGCUCGCUGGCGGCGCAACACGCACCCCGGCCAGCUGGCAGGCCUCCGACACGACGCAGGAGAGGCCAGGAGCCGUGCUCACCAUCAACAACACUGCGGGCAGUGCCGGCGUGUACGUGCCCGUCCCCGAAAGCGCUACACCGGCGUUCCUCGACACCACAGACUCGCGGUUUUGUUGGGUCAGGAUGCUCACUGGCGAUGACGAUGGCAUGCAACAACAACAGCAGCAGCCGCUGCUCGUGCUGGCCAAUGUCGAGAGCCAGGAGAGCGCUGCACUCGUGGCACUGGACGGCGUCCUCGCGUACGUCCACACAGACGGCUUUGGUGCCCAGUCCACCAUUGUCGCCGACACGGCCCACGCAGACCUUCGCAAUGGCCUGUGGCACCACGUCGGCGUCACCCGCACCAGCACAGGCGCCAUCACCCUGUUUGUCGACGGAUCCCCUGUUGGAAGCGACACGCUGGACGCCACGGCCGCUGCCAGCCCCGUCGCGGUGCAGGCCAUCUCGCUUGCCUACGAGGUCAACGCCAUCGCCGCGACCAGCACAUCCACCGCAACGCAGUUGGAUGACGUGCGCGUGUACAACACCACCCUCACCGCGGCCCAGGUCGACGCCCUGUACACGGGUACCAGCUUUGUUCCCGCCAACUCGGGCGACCCGGCUGCUGCUGCGGCGGCGCUUGUUGCUGCGUUUCCCGCGCCGCCACCAACCACCGCCAAUGGCCGCGUCAUUGGCGCGUGGACCUUCAACGAAGACCCCUCCACCACCAACACGGCCUACGACGGCAGCCUGUACGGCCACCACCUCCUCCUGCCGCCCACAGCGCAGCUUGCCGCCACCAGCCCCAGCGUGUCGGCAAGCAACCCGGGCUCCCUGCGGCUGUUUGGUACUGCCGGCGUUCGCACGUGGUCGUCCCCGUUUCUGCCGUACGUCAACCUCACCCGCCCGGAGACACGCCGCCUCUGGUUUCGCCCCGCAAACAUCGAGAGCCUGCAGGCACUCGUCUCCUACGUGGGCAGCAACGGCGACCACUCCACGCUGUACAUCUACUCGCAGCGCUUCUACUACUUUGCGCGGGUGAACGGCGUGGAGGACCGCGUCAUCACCAGCCGCGUGCUCACCGCAGCCAACACGUGGUACUACGUCGUGCUCUCCCGCGACGUGGACGACAGCGGCGCGUGGGAGCUCUCCAUCACCCUCAACGCGGUGGAGGUGGCCCGCCAGCCGCUGUCUGCCGUGCCAACCUCGCUCGACUCCAUCCACAUUGGCGCCAUCAACAACGACCAGGUCUUCCAGGGCCACAUUGACGAUAUCACGCUGCUCGCAUCCUACGUCAACCCGGGCCAGCCGGGCGCCACCACAUCAACGGCAACAGCAGCACCCACAACAACAACCACCACCACAACCGCAGCCCUGGAUGGCUCCGGCUCGGGCUCAUUCACGCCCCUGACCACGGCGUCGCCAACCUCAGCAGACCCAACAACCACCGCCACAGCAGCCACGACAACGCCAACAGCCACGACGACGACAACAACAACGACAGCACCGGCGACACCGCAGUCGUCCACCGCUGAUGUGUCUCGCCCGUCCAUUCGCUUUGACUUUGAGGGCGAGGACGAACAGCAGCAACAGCUUGCAGGCGACAGCAGCGCAUCUGGGGCAACGGUGUUUUCGUGGGGCACGGGCACGCGUGCGCUGCACGGUGUUCGCUCGACCACGGCCACCUCGCUCAACGCCACCGUCAGCGUCGCUGGUGAUGUCAGCCUCUCCCUCACGGGCGCAUCCGGUAUGCGUGUGCCGCUCACAGGCUCACACGACGCCACCACCAGCAGCGCGAAUGCGUGGCCCACACCGUAUGAGACGCGCUCGCUGUGGGUGCUGCUGCCGCCAGCGGACACGGGCGCUAACCCGUUUAUCCACUCGCUUGUUGACUUCUCCCACAGCAGCACGUUUGACCGCAGCGGGCUUCGCAUCUACGAGGGGCGUGUCGAGUUCUCCGAGCGCGAGCAGAGCACCGGUGUCCAGACCACCGUCACCGCGCCGCCCACGACAGACCUGCGCACCAACACAUGGCGCUUUGUUGCCAUGACCCGCAACGCCUCUGCGAUUGCGCUGUACGUUGACGGCGAGCUCGUCGCUGCUGGCACCACUGCCGCCGCUGUCGGUGGUGGUGGCAGUGGUGAUGUGGUACCCGUGCCCACGGACACGCUGAGCAUCGGCUACCUGGCACACGGGUCGGCCCCGCUCGCGCUCACGGGCGCUGUGGAUGACGUGCGUGUGUACCGCGGCGUGCUCAAUGCAACAGACAUUCAGCUGUUGCACCAGCAGGGGCUGGCGCGCACGCUGGCGUCUGCGGCGUUUUCGGUGCCCACUGCACCCUCGCCCUACCCUGCGCUCGCCGCGGUGCUGGCGGCCGGGUGGGCGUUUGAGGAAGGCAGCGGCAACGUCGCGUUUGACGCCAGCGGCAGCGGGUACCACGCCCUCCUCGCUGCAGCCAACGCGUGGACGUCCAGCGACCUGGUCACGCGUGCCACCGUGAGCACGACCGCUGUUGCUGCUGCUGCGGCAGACGCGGCAGACGCGGCGCUCAUCACUGUUGUGCGCGGGGCCGAGGACAUUAUGGGCGCGGGCGUGGCCAACUACACGCUCGCUGCGUCCUUCCGCACCACGCAGGCGAGCGGUGUUCUGAUGCUGGUUGGCGGCGUUGGUGGCGACUUUGAUCGCGUCUCGCUCGUCAUCAUCGAUGGCGUGCUCGUCCUCUCCCUCACAAAUGCACAGAGCAGCGCCUAUCUCGGCCAGCACCCGGACGACACCCCAGUCACCGAUGGCGCGUGGCACACGGCUGUGGCCUCCUUUGCCCGCGCUGCCAGCGGGGCGUAUGUGGUUGACCUGUACCUUGAUGGCGAGCUGCUUGCGUGGCCGUCGUCCCCAACUGUGCUCUCGUUUCGCCCUGUCGUUGAGGAGCUGUUUAUUGGCGGCCGCCCCGACGGCAGCGGCGGCGUGCACCACGACAACAACAACAAACACAACUACAUCCACAACAACAACCACUACAACAAGCACAAGUACAACCACCACUUCCACUACCACGACGACGACGGCGACAACAUCAACGACGACGACGACAAGAACCACCACCACCACGACAGCUGCCCCCACGACGACAAGCACAUCCACGCUUGCAUCCGGGAGUGGUGA
Salpingoeca rosetta is the source of this 3408-nucleotide messenger RNA. RefSeq lists its product as uncharacterized. Lineage: Eukaryota; Choanoflagellata; Craspedida; Salpingoecidae. Bases 1 to 3408 code for a protein of 1135 amino acids. The transcript has 2 exons. The record is from RefSeq and is a predicted model, not a curated record.